Homarus americanus (American lobster) is the source of this 1593-nucleotide messenger RNA. RefSeq names its product AP-4 complex subunit mu-1-like. Bases 179 to 1486 code for a protein of 435 amino acids. Gene Ontology annotation, cellular component: trans-Golgi network; cytoplasmic vesicle; clathrin adaptor complex. The transcript has 9 exons. Gene Ontology annotation, biological process: protein targeting; Golgi to lysosome transport. Lineage: Eukaryota; Metazoa; Arthropoda; Malacostraca; Decapoda; Nephropidae. The record is from RefSeq and is a predicted model, not a curated record.
UAAACUCAAGGAGUCACAGAAGAAACAAACCAAAAGAGACUCAACAUUAUAAGCUGUACCAUUAAUAUAUUCCCUAAGUAUUUAAUCCGAUUCUUCGAGAUGACACGAAACGUCGCCCAGUAAGAAUGUAUUAUUUUAUCACAGGUGAAGGCAACUGAAGUAUUUUUAUAUUUUGAAUAUGUUGACGGCAUUUUGUAUAUCCAGCAAACGUGGAGAAAUACUGUUUGCGUCACUGUUUGAACCCAGCCUGACAAAGGCCAUCUUUCAUCCCUUUUUGACGGAGUUGUCAUCUUCACCUCAUGGAGACCCUCCACCUGCUUUUGCGAAAGAUGGGCAGAACUAUGUGUAUGUAUUCCGUGAUGACUUAUAUUGGGUGUGUGCAGUGGGCAAGGGAAGUUUUCUGGAGCAAUGUGGUCAUCUGUUAAUAACCGAGAGUCUAUCCCAGCUACACCGGGUGUGUUCAGUCUUAUGUGGUGCUCUAACACAACACAGCAUAAUGGCAAACACUACGCUCAUCACUGAGGUUGUGCAAGAGACCAUGAAUGGUGGGAUCCUGCAGCUACAGACAGCAGACAAGCUCCAGUCCCAUAUUUACAGUAGUGUUGUGGCUGCCAAGGAAAGUUCUGCUGUCAGUGCUGCUCCAGGACUGUUUGGGUUGGAAAAGUCUGCACCUAGUACUGCUGCACAACAGUCAGCUUUAGCUGUGGACACUGGCAAAAGAGAGUUGUAUGUGGAUGUGGUGGAGAAAGUGUGGGCAUCCGUAGCAUCAGGGGGUACUGUGAUUCGGGCAGAGGUUACAGGCUCCAUUCUGGCCCGCUGUUUCUUACCAGGCAACCCAAAUCUCACUCUAACCCUCAACACACAACUCUUGACUACAUCACAAGAAGGUUUUAACACUGGAACACGAAUGUCUGAGGUAGAAUUUGGUAGUGGUGUAGAUGUGGGCAGCGGGGAUGGUGGACGGCAGUUGAGUGUGAUGACCCUGCCAGGACAAGAAAUGAAUAUCGUUCGAUACACCCUGUCCCCUGACCACCCCCAUCUACUGCCCUUCACUAUCACUGCUUCUUCUCACUCUCUCACCCCAAGUGAUUCAGAGCUCAGACUGAAGUUGACCAGCAACACAGGAAUGGGCACAGUAGCACCACAGGUCACCUUCCGGACAGUUGCGCCAGCCACCACUGCUGCUGUCAUGUCAAGGACCUCAGGACCACGGGAUCAGGCAGUUCACUUCUCACCAGACAAUAAGGCUAUCACAUGGACUAUUUCACAGUUCCCUGGUGGCAGCUAUGCUCAAGCAUUUAUUCGACUCGUGGACUCUGGAGGUAAUGCAGUCGUGGAGUCUGGUGAGUUGGAAUUUGAAGUAUCCAGGUGGGUGUGUUCUGGAGUGCGAGUCGAAAGUGUCAAGCUCACUCCCUCAGUCAACAACCUCAAUAAAUGGGUACGCUACCUGACAACCUCCGACAGUGUUAGUCUCCGCCUUACGUGAUGUAUAUCAUAAAUGUGUGCUUUAUAUAUGAGCCUCUUUUUGGUGCCUCAUUGUUUAAAUAAUGUGUGAUAUGAUUUUAUUGAAUAUUAAAACCUGCUGCUGUUUCA